AUGUCUGUAGGAAUAAUCGUCCCCCUGCCCGCGUACACCCUCGACCCCGCGUUCGUCGCCAAAAAGGCCGAGGAGCUGGGUUUUGAGUCCAUCUGGUAUCACGAGCAUCCCAUCCUGCCCGUGCACAGCGAGAGUCCCUUCCCCGCCACCGGCGGCGAGAUUCCCUGGACCUACCGCCACUUCUCCGACCCGUACAUGUCCCUAGCCAUGGCCGCCGCCGUGACCGAGCGUAUCAAGUUGUGCACUGGCAUUACCCUGAUGCCCGAACGCAACCCUCUGAUCCUCGCCAAGCAGAUCUCGGUAUUGGACCGCCACAGCAACGGCCGUUUCGUCUUCGGAAUUGGCGCUGGCUGGAACCGUGAGGAAACCGAGAUGAUGGGCGGCGACUUCGACCACCGCUGGACCCAGACCGAGGAGGCCGUCGGUGCCCUGAAGGCCCUGUGGACCGAGGACCAGGCCGAGUUCCACGGUCGCUACUACAACUUCCCGCCCGUCUACAUGUACCCCAAGCCGGUCCAGGAUCCUCAUCCUCCGAUCCUGCUGGGUGGCAACGCCCGCAACGUACUGCGUCGCGUGGUGCGCUACGGCGACGGCUGGCUCCCCAACCGCGCCAACCCGGAUCAGAUUGAGGACAGCCGCAAACAGAUCGACACCCUGGCCGCCGAGCGGGGCCGCGACCCCGAGGCUAUCACCAUCUCCGUGUUCGGCCAGCCGCCGGAAACCACCCGCCAGGCUGUGGACGAUUUCCUGAACGCCGGUGCCUUGCGCGUAUGUGUGUGGCCCAACCACUCUGAUUCCGAGGAGGAGAUGGGCCAACAACUGGAAAGCAUGGCCGAAACCCUGCUUCGCUAA
Messenger RNA from Geodia barretti, 852 nucleotides. The record is from the annotation of a GenBank genome assembly. Lineage: Eukaryota; Metazoa; Porifera; Demospongiae; Tetractinellida; Geodiidae.